CUCCAUAGCGUGGUCACUGUCGCACGUUGGGUUAGACUUAACUAAGUCUCGGUCAAAUGGAUGGACGACUCAGAGGCAGUAAGUUGGGGUCAUCAAUGACAAGUCGGAUGAUUUUACUCACUCAUCCAGCCAGGAGUUGGAUUUUUAUGAUUUAAUUGGAACUUUGUUCUUAACCAAAGUAGUCUGCUUAUGGCAAACAACAACAACCCUUUCAACCUGCGAUAUGUUCUAGAAAAGGAAAAAUUAUCUGGAACCAACUUUCUUGAUUGGAAGAUGAAUCUUAAGAUUAUUCUCGAAUGCAAGAAAAAGCUCUACUUCCUUACAUCCGAGCCUCCCAAAGCUCCUAGAGCGAAUGCCCGUGCUGUAGAAAUUACUUCGUACAAGAAGUAUGAAGAUGACGCACGUGAUGUGAGAUGUGUCAUGCUAGCCACCAUGACCCCGGAGCUCCAAAGGCUCCAAAAGGACAUGGAAACUCAUCCUAUGAUGACUCGCUUGAAAGUUGGUCCCCACGUUCUCAAGAUGAUCGGUCAUAUUGAAACUCUUGAAAAACUGGACGCCCCGUUGCACCCUAUGCUGGCAACUGAUCUCAUCUUGGGAUCAUUACCAGCUGAGUAUAGUCAAACUGUAGUGAACUUAUGCAUAAACAAACUAGAGAUGACUAUGCCUGAGCUACUGAAAUUCCUCACAACUUUUGAGGAGAGUCUAGGGAAGGGCAAGGGUAAGUCUGUCCUGAUGGUAGAGGGCAGUACUGUUGCGAAAAAGAGUGGGCCAUGUUCGCCGGCCGGGACCAAGCGCAAGGGUUCUAAGAAACCCAAGCCAGAGUCCAACUCCUCUUUGUUGAAACCCAAAGAAGGAGCUAAGAAGAAGUCUGUUGUAUGCUAUAAUUGUGGCAAAAAGGGCCACUGGAGGCGCAAGCCGGCUCCCUCGUCUAGAUCUGGUCUACCGCUGCUCGUGGCUGAGGCCGAGCGCCUGACUUGCCUUCGGAAGCCUCUGGAUGGAGGGCCGGCCGUGGUUGCUCCGAGGAUGACCAACCCUGCUGGGGCCGACCUUGCCGCUAAUUCUGCUCAUCAUCUCCGUUCGUUUCCGUCGCCGUCGCAGUCCAAUUUGAAGGUUAGUUCCCUCUUCUCCGUUCUCAUGGCGUCUUCUGAUUCCAAUCCUUCCACCACCGCUGUCGACUCAGCGGUGGUUUGCUUUGAAGAAAUGUACCGUCAAGAUCCCUCCCUCCGCCCCGACGGCUUGAUGGGAGGAAUUGACCAUUCCAGGGUUUUGAGCGCGGUGCCUCUCCGCACGUCCGUCACCGUGGCGUCAUCGUCCCGGGCACCGCCCUUGAAAAAGAAGAAGAGAUCGAAAGUUGUCAAAGGGAAGAACCCGAAAUCCUUACCCGUUACCGUGCUGGAAACGGGUCUGAUUACGAUUACGGGUUGUCUUCUGUUGGAUAUUGACUUUGACGAGGCUCUCCGCUUCGUGGGCAAUGGUUACGUGGUGCGCCGACCACACACAACCAACCACGUCUUCUCUGUGACCUGUCCCGACGCCAAGAUCGGGGUGCACGUGGCGUCAAUGCGCUACGGCCUUCGCUUUCCCCCUCACGAUCUGAUAGUCCAAUUCUUGAAUUUCUAUCGUCUCUUGCCGGGUCAGCUCAGUCCCCACUCCUACUAUUGUUUCUCGAUUUUCUUGAUUAAGUGUCAUCAGAGGGGAGUCCCCUGGUCUCUAGACUUGUUCCGUUACAUGUUCAAGGUUUCCAAAGUGGGGGCCAAUGAAGGGAAUUCGUAUGCCGUUGUCUCUUCCCAGGCCGAGUUUGGUAUGGCCGUCUUCCCCUCAUCCCUGAAACUCUGGAAGGCCAAGUUUGUCUUCAUUUCCGGCUUUCCCGGGGACCGGCAUCCCUUCCACGCCAGGUUUCCCGAAUGUCACACGUUCAUCCGUCAUCCUCGGCCUGCGACCACUCCUGAGUUUCAGGCAUACGCGCAAAAACUGUUGGAAGACUGCCGGCCUAAACCGCCUCACAUGUACACGGUGUGUACAGAGCAGAACUUAGCGGAGGUGGGGAUCCUUAUCUCCCUCGAGUGCCAAUUCGAACUGUCUGAGGCCGUGCUUGGGAGUCGCCUGAAGCAUGGGCUUGAGGAGAGUGCCCCGAGGUUGGAAGAUAUAGAGUCGGAGGACAACGAAAGGGAAGAUGGCGGGGAAGUCGGAAACGAUGAAGAAUCAUGGCAGCCAUCCUGCUCCGAGGGGGUUGCUGGUAUGAAGCCUUCUGGAGAUCUGUCCCUCAUAUCAAGGUUUUUCCUGUUGGAUGCCAAGUCUUUUAACUAUUGUUUUGUUUUGGCAGGAGAUAUGAAUCCGGUGGAUGUUAUUCGCAAGGCCAAACUGUUGGCUCGAAACCGAGGCCGAGGAGCGGAGGUUCAACAAGGAUCUCCACCCGUGGGUGCAACUAGAUCUGUUGCCUCGGCCCGGACUCAGGAAGCGACUCCGGCCCGGAAUCAAAGAAAGAGGAAGCUCAUCCAGGUCGAGGACGAGGAAACCGCGUCCGAGCAAGAUGUGGUUCUGACCCAGAGUCCAACGAGCAAGCGCCCAGGCUAUCUUCAUGGUGGAAAAAGUCCCGCUUCCUUCGACAAGGCCAACGGGGUUGUGCAGGCUGAGGUCGAGGCUACUUCUCUUUCCGCGGCGCUCAAAGAUGAGGACGAGAUUCUUUCGUCCUUGCAGGGGCUUAUGGACAACUUCCACAAACAGGUGUCGGCGAAACUGAGCCUGAUCACCGAACAUCGAGCCGGGGCCGAGUUCUCUUCUUCCAUGAACUUCUUGGCUUCGGUGGAAACAGAACUGUCUCGCCUAAGGAAAUUGGCGGAAAUCGAGCACGAACGGGCCACCGAGCUUGAGAUGCAGGCCGUGGCGAAGUCCGAGGAGGUGGUCCGGCUGCAGGGCCUCCUGAAAGAGUCGGAGGAAUCAGCCUCCCAACUGACGGCUUCAAUGGCCGAACUCGAGGGGCGAUUGCGCCAGUCUGAGGGCCGGAUCUCCGAGCUGGAUCUUGAACUGGCCGAAGUUGUCUCCGCGCAGCGGUUAGUGGAGUCCCCGUCCUUCAAAGAAAACUACCUGGAGAGGAUGGCCGCUUAUUACGAAGACUGGCUCAAGACCGAGGCCGGCACUGAGAAGAUGGGAGUGGAAGGGACGAAGUGGUUCGAGAGCGGCGUCUAUCAUGGAAUCCAGCUCGUCCUUCGCCGGGCCAGAAGAGUGGAUCCGUCCUUCCCUCCGCCCGGGGUCGUCAUUCCAGAGAUGCACGAUCCUAGCCUUAAUGCCGAACUUGGGGAGAAUCCAGAUCACCUUGGGACCCCGAGCACGAGGAUGCGGGCGCAGAUGGAGUCGGCGACGAGCAACCCCCAAAUGCCCUUCCUUAGUGUUUUCCUUGGAACGUCCUUCAUCCGGGCUAUUCCCCCUUGUUCUUUCCUUAUGGCAGAUUCGUCUUUGCCCAGUUUUGCCACUGCUCUGACUGCGGUGGGAAAGUGUACUCAUCCCGAUCUACCUUCUUUGAGUGAGGAUUCUGUCCAAAGUCCCUUCCGUCAGGAACCUGAUCCAACGGAGGUUGCGCAGAAGUCUGGGCGUUUGGUGCGCAAGGUGGGCACGAACGUGCGUGCCUACCUCAAAGGCUUUCGUCGUGCUCACCGGAAGAAGACGAUCAGCGCCGACCUCAAGGCGCAUCUCGCGGUCGACCAUGGUGCUUCCUCCGUAGAUUCUUCAUUUUCUGAAGAAAUAAAUGUGUAUUUUGACCAUUCGGGAAACAAUGCUUGACGUUCUUGUGCCUGAACUAUGAUGUAUUGCCGUCUUGGGCGGAUUUUGUGUAAUAAAACUGCCUGUGUUCU
Cuscuta campestris is the source of this 3848-nucleotide messenger RNA. The record is from the annotation of a GenBank genome assembly. NCBI's taxonomy places the organism in Eukaryota, Viridiplantae, Streptophyta, Magnoliopsida, Solanales, Convolvulaceae.